AUGUCUAUGCGGCAAGGCCGAGUGUACUUCAAUCUGCUUUGUUCGCCGGGGAUCAGACAAAGAUCAGGUGGCAGGAGCAUUCCGAACUCAAUGACGAAAGCUGCCUUGGGGGCUCUUUGGACUUGGGCCUGCCGCACUACAGGGUACCUGAGGACGACGCAAACGAGUUAUCGCAGUUCGAUCGGGAUGCCUGGUGAUAUACAGUGCUGGAGCUGGUCCCAAGACAUCCUUCCCUGGGCUUGCAGGAUACAAUUGGACGGCCCGAUCACUGGCAACAACCUCACCUUGCACGGGAACAUGGAGUUUUAUGCUACAAGGCCAUUCCACAAGGCGUGUCUCCAAUUGACGGGCACCCUAUCAGUGGUCGGCACAGUGUUGAUCCAGAACUGCAGCAACGUCAACUCUCAGGAAAGUGGAGGUGGUGGACAAGCACGUGGGCUGCAGAUUCCGCCGACGGGCAAUCUUACCUUCCGGAACUGUGUUGCGAAGAGUAGUGGUGGAGGAUUCGCUUGUGGUGACCAUGGUGUGCACUUGACCGGAUCAUUGGCCUUUCACCAUUGCGAAGCGGAACUUCAGGGUGGCGGUCUGAUAGUAAGGUCAGGGGCCUUGACGCAAAAACAUGGCAGCUUGAAGUUCAGCCACUGCUUCUGUCGGCCGAGAUCGGAGAAGAGUCGCCCGAAGUGA
Durusdinium trenchii is the source of this 684-nucleotide messenger RNA. NCBI's taxonomy places the organism in Eukaryota, Dinophyceae, Suessiales, Symbiodiniaceae. The record is from the annotation of a GenBank genome assembly.